AUGUGGCAGUUGAUCUCGAAAGUCCUCGAUGAGAUAGUUGAGAUCGAGACAUCUGCAAAGGAGAUAGGACGAAACCUGGAAUCGCACAUGAAUAGCCUGUUCAUCUCAAAUCUUCUGGUCUAUCCAGCUGACUUGCCAAUAAUAGGAAGACAAGACAGGAGAUGUAUUCCGAUUGAAGCCGUACCAAAAUCGGACCCUAGCCACGGAAUUCGGUUUUCAUCUUGUUUCACGGCAUGUACACGUGCGUAUUCGGACAUGGCUGUGUCGCAAACAAGUUAA
Messenger RNA from Bipolaris zeicola 26-R-13, 279 nucleotides. RefSeq lists its product as uncharacterized. The record is from RefSeq and is a predicted model, not a curated record. NCBI's taxonomy places the organism in Eukaryota, Fungi, Ascomycota, Dothideomycetes, Pleosporales, Pleosporaceae. Bases 1 to 279 code for a protein of 92 amino acids. The transcript has a single exon.